Messenger RNA from Raphanus sativus (radish), 3515 nucleotides. RefSeq names its product transcription factor GTE7. Bases 1391 to 3124 code for a protein of 577 amino acids. Gene Ontology annotation, molecular function: protein binding. The record is from RefSeq and is a predicted model, not a curated record. NCBI's taxonomy places the organism in Eukaryota, Viridiplantae, Streptophyta, Magnoliopsida, Brassicales, Brassicaceae. The transcript has 3 exons.
UCUCUCUCUCUCUCUCUCUUUUCUCUCUUUCUCUUUUGUAUCUCUUGCUGCUGUUCAUGUUCUCUGUUUCUGAGAAACCUGACUCCUUGGUUUUUCCAGUUUCUUGGAGAAAGUUUGAAACAGUUCGUUUUUUCUUUUUGUGUCGGAUUAUGAUUUAUGAUCAAAAGGGUCUAGUAAAAGUUCUGUGAUGAAGUCAUGAACAUUUAAUAUUCUGGGUAAGUUGUGCUCCACACCUUACCAUGUUUUUGUUGGUAAUAACCGCUCCCAUUUUAUCUUUUACAAACUCUGUAAUAAAUCGCUUUUUUUGGUCAGGAAUUAUAUUAAAUCGUUUUUUCUUAAAAUCAUAGUAUAUAAUAUCGAAAAUGAUUUAAUAUAGAUUUUCCAGGCGUUAACAAUUAUAUAGCCCAGAGAUUUGAAAGGAGAAGACAGCCCAUUGGUAAUUUGGGUUUCAUAAACAUGGAGGGUAGUUUCGUAAUAUGCAUUUAUAGGUGUUGCCCUAAAUCCGGUCGCUGUCUAGUCGGCGGUGACUGUGUGCGGUCAUGAAAACAUGAUUUUUCUUUUUGUUUUCCUCUCCUUUUUCUUGUCGAAAUUUAAAUUGUGUUCGAUUUAUUAUUGCAUUUUGUACUUCGUAAGUUUAGAUAAUUUUCUUGGAAUAAGUCUUGCAUAAUAAUAAUAAUAUUUGACAAAAAAAAAGUUUUGCAUAAUACUUAGUGAGCUUCGAAUCGAAUAAUUAAAAGUUCAAGGAGUUAAUCAAAAAGGUAACGAGUAUUCAUUUAUAUGAACGAGAUCCUAGCUGUCCACACGUGGCUGCCGCUGACCUGGCAAAGGAAAAGCGACCAAUGAGAGGUUCUGAAUCCAAAAAACAACAAAUUUGAAUAAAGAAGAAAACGUCACAGUGGGACCCAUUCGACAUCGAAAUUUAAACAAAAAGAAAUGAUCACACACGACGCCUCACGAACGAACGGCUAAAACCUCGCCACGUGGCUAUUUACGCGAUCUGAGCCAUCCGUGGCAGAUUUCGCGGGCAGCUGGAUCGGGCAGCUUCACCUAGCGGAUCUGAACCGUCAGAUCCAAAUUAAACGGACAGAUUCAAACGAAGCGUUAUGUCGGUCAGAUUCCAAAGGCCUUUAAGAAGAGAUGGUGCCUCCCAUCUUUUUCCUCAUCCCAGUCAUCUCAAAACCCUCCUUGGCAACCUCCCUCCCCCCACCCACCGUCGAGCUCUCAAUUUUUAAUAUUCCGAUCGCCGCUAAAUCCGCCGGUGACGUGAUUUUCCCGCCCUUUUUUCUGGAGGUUAAAACUUUUUUUGUUUAUUUAAUUUAUAAAAGCUGGAGAUUCCAUAAAGAGUGAGAACCCCCCGCGAAAUGACCUUGACGAGACCAUCGCGAUUCGCAUGGCACCAGCUGUUUUGGCUACCUUAAACGAACCGUCGUUCCAUGGACAAUGCGGCGCCGUUUUUAUGAGGAAAUUUACAAAACAAUCCGUCGCCGCCGAAAACAGCAAUUGCCCUCUCCCUCCUCCUAACCCUAACCCUAAUUUCGAUUCGAGCAAGCAGUUCGAUGAUUCGUCUAAUUACGGAGGCUACGCUACUUUCAACCUCGCCGGGUACUCCUCGAGCCAGCUCAGGGAGCUGAAGAAGCGCUUUACCUCGGAGCUCGAGCAGAUUCGGAUCCUCAGGGAGCGGAUCGAGUCGGGGACCUUCGAGACUCGGCAAACGGAGGUAUCCGCCGUUCGUUCGGCUCCGGCCGGUGAAACGAGUGACCUUGUGCUGAAGAAGCAGAAACCGAAGAAGCGAUGCAAUCCAUUCCCUGCCGAAGAUACUCACCCGAAGCGGGUUUCGAACCCGGAGUCGGAGAAAGCGCUGGCCGCUAUGCUGAGUUCCUGCGGUCAGAUGUUGGUUAAGCUGAUGAAGCACAAGUGGGCCUGGGUGUUCAACACCCCCGUCGAUGUGGUCGGAUUAGGGCUUCAUGAUUACCAUCUCAUCGUGAAGAAGCCCAUGGAUCUGGGCACGGUUAAGCUGAAUCUCGAAAAGGGGUUUUACGUUUCGCCUCUCGAUUUCGCGACCGAUGUGAGAUUGACGUUUAGGAACGCGAUGGCGUAUAACCCCAAGGGGCAAGAUGUGUACUUUAUGGCCGAGAAGCUUCUUGAUCAGUUUGAUGUAAUGUUCAAUCCUGCUUUCAAGAAAUUCGAAGCUCAGCGGGUGAAACUAGCUGGCUCGUCUUCGUCUCGUUUUGAGCCUGAGGUGAAGCAAAGACUGUGGAGUCAAACUCCGACUUCGGUGGAGGCGAAUGUGAGGAGAGGAACUGAGCAGAUCUCAAUUGCGAAGAAGUUGGAUUCAGUGAAGCCGACACAACCUACAUUGUCUCCUCCUAAAGUAUUAGAGCCUCCGCCACGUGAAAGAACUCCUUCACCUUCUCCUACUCCUCCUCCUCCGGCGGCGGUUGUUCACCCUCUACAGCCGGUUAGUGAAGUGGAAGCGAUUCCGGAUGUGAGUGAAGUAACCAAAGGGAGGAAAGGGAAGUUGCCGAAGCCUAAGGCUAAGGAUCCAAACAAAAGGCUGAUGACAAUGGAGGAGAAGUCAAAGCUUGGUAUGAAUCUACAAGACUUACCUCCUGAGAAGCUUGGACAGUUGGUUCAGAUUCUGAGGAAGAGAAACGGUCAUUUAGCUCAAGAUGGAGAUGAGAUUGAGCUAGAUAUUGAAGCCGUAGACAAUGAGACUCUGUGGGAGCUUGAUCGUUUCGUGACUAAUUACAAGAAGAUGGCUAGCAAAAUCAAACGCCAAGGGUUUAUCCAUAACGUGUCAACUCCUCCACCUGCUAGAAACAUGCUUUUGGAGGCAGAAAUGGGUAGUGCGGAGAAGAGAACAAGGAAAGGGGAUGCAGGGGAAGAGGAUGUAGACAUUGGAGAAGACAUACCAAUUGAAGAUUACCCAUCUGUGGAGAUCGAAAGAGAUGGUACUGCAGUAGCAGCUGCUGCUGCUAGUAGCGGAUCUAGCUCUUCAGGCAGCUCUAGUUCUAGUAGCGGUUCCUCCUCUAGUGAUUCAGGGUCAGGUGGAAGUUCAUCAGGUAGUGAUUCUGAUGCUGAUAGUGUUCAGUCGCCAUUUGUGGAAGCAAAAGAAGCUCAAUGAUAGAAUCUUUGGAGGAUUAAGUCUAUUGUUCUGUAAGUGCUAAGAGAGGUGGAAGCGUGGGUGUAAAGGGAGGAAACCUUAGGAAGCAGUAGUGGUUAGAGAAGAAGAUGGUAUGGUUAGCUAGAGAGAAGUGACAGUUUGAGGGAGAGUAGUUCGUUAUUUAAUUUACCUUUUAGAUUUAGAAAGUUGUUUAAUUGUAUUUGUGAGGUAAUGAACAGGGAAGGUUGAGAUCAUGAACAGGGAAGGUUGAGUCAAGGAGAAAGAAUCAAUGCAAUGUAGUAGCCGGAGUGAUGUAAAUGGUUUGAAAAUCCAGAAAAAAAGAUAUCUUAUUUGUUGAAGAAGUUCGAUUUCAUCUUGUAUUAAUCAAAUCUAAGGUCGAAGACUACAGUAA